AACCUAAAAGCCAAAAGACUACAAGGACUGAAGAUGAACAUCUUAGCUGAAGAACUGAAUACAAACGUGCAGUCUUCUUAUAUGAAUGAGGGUCAGAUAGCAGCACAGCGUGGAGACAUCGUUAUUAAUCACUUGCAUGGCUCGACCUCGCUUGCAUUGAACCAGGGGAAGCUCUCUCUGAAUGGUCUGCAUGGUCACCUAGUGGGGGCAGUGGGUUCAGGCAAAGUGGAUGUGCAAGUGACGGAGAUAACUGAAGACUCUUCACUCAGCUUACAGGAGGGGAGCUUGGUUGUGUCUGUUCUAGAAGAGCCAAGGCAUAACCUCCAAGUGACAGCCCCGACCUUGGACGUAUCUGAAGAAAUCUCCUCCUGCACAGCAGCUUCCACCACCAGCACCUCUCUCAAACUACAAGCAGGAGAAGGCACACAAGCAAACACCUUUUCUGCAGAAGUGGUAAAGGGCUCGGCCAAAGUACAAAGACAAGACUGGUUUGCCACUUUGGGGAUAAAGAUCGGCAGUUAGGCAGAUGUGGCUGAAGGUGCUAAAAUUAUGGGCAAGGUUAGACCAUUGAAUUAGAAGUGAGUAUUUGAACUGAGGAGGUAAUGAAUAUGUCACAUUCUGGGAGUCUAGUAAUUGUAAACUAUAAAAUUCUGAAGUGUGAUAUUUAAAUUGUAUAUAUUAGUUCAAGAAAAUUCCAGUUCUGAUCUCAUAUAGGGUGGUUUUCAUGAUCAUUGUGUUUUAGAUAGAAUGUAGUUGAAUCUUGUAUUGCCUUGUUUUAGAAUUUUUAAACUUAUUAUUAAAGAUGUAUUUAUUGGGAAAGAGGUUGCAUAUUUCUGUCUCAAAAUGCAAUUUGUCUGCUAAGUCUUGAAUAUCUCAGAGCAAGUGAAAAAAAUUAGUUUCUAGCAUGUUUUAUGUAUUGCUCUCAAUCUUUUUGAUAUUUUCCAAUCUACCUCAAUCAUGCAUCAUGAUGAUGACCAAUUUGUUCUAGUCAUAUGAAUGAUUAUGUAUUUUGUCUAUUCAUAUGUCAUUACCUGUAUUUCUGCUUAAUUUAUUGACAUGUAUAAAUGUAUGAUGUACAUAUCAAAAAUAUAUGAUCUUGUUUCAAA
Messenger RNA from Penaeus vannamei (Pacific white shrimp), 1106 nucleotides. The record is from RefSeq and is a predicted model, not a curated record. Lineage: Eukaryota; Metazoa; Arthropoda; Malacostraca; Decapoda; Penaeidae.